AUGGAUUCGAUAUCAUCAUCAUCAUCAACGCCAUCCUCACCACUAUUACCAUCCUCCUCAUCAACCAUAACAACACCCCUCCUAAUGCUCCGCCGUCUCCUCUCCGAAACAACGACCAAUACCGACACCAACACAAACAACUCUACCAUCCUCAGCGCCACCACCAACAAUGGCAAUUCCACCGUCCACACCCUCCACCGCCGCUACCAAACCGUCUCCCUCCCCGCAACCGCCUACGGCCGCCUAGACACCUCCCCGGCCCCCGGCACAGUAGCGGGUAUCGUCCUCGGUACCGUCGCCGGCUUCCUCCUCCUCCUCUACCUGUUAUACGAAACAUUCAUACCCAAAAAACCAAUCGACGAUGCCGCCACCGUUGAAGUCGAGGAGGUAAGACGCCCACAUCCACGUCCCCGCCGCGGGUGGGACGGUUGGGGUCGUGGUGGCGGCGGUGGUAGCUACGGCGGCAGCGAAGAAGGAGGCGGGGACUUUGUCGAUGUGUACGAGGAGGAAAGCGUUGAGAGCCCGCGUAGGGAUCCUGUUAGGGAGAGGGAGAGGGACAGGGGUGCGGGAAGGAGUUGGUGGGGAUGGGGUAGGGGUCGGCAGGCGGAAGAUCGGUCGGAUGAUGGCGGUACGGUUGAGGUUAUGGAGGAAGGGGAUGGGAAUUAUGCGCCGCCGCCUCCGCCUAUGCCGCCGCCGGCGCCGAUGCAGAGGGAGAGGGAGAGGAGGAAGAAGAGGAAAUCAAGAAGGGCGAGGAGGACGGAUGAUCCGUAUGAACGGGGGAGUGAGGAUUGGAAUGCUGCUGGAGGAAGCGUUGAUUAG
Messenger RNA from Aspergillus chevalieri, 819 nucleotides. RefSeq lists its product as uncharacterized. The record is from RefSeq and is a predicted model, not a curated record. The coding region runs from base 1 to 819 and encodes 272 amino acids. NCBI's taxonomy places the organism in Eukaryota, Fungi, Ascomycota, Eurotiomycetes, Eurotiales, Aspergillaceae. The transcript has a single exon.